AUGGGUGGCUCGCAUAGCAAGUCUUACAGCCUCACAGAGGAUAUACGGAAAUCAACCGUAGGGACUACCAGUUUGUCAGCAGAGGAGCCAUCGACCUCUCAUCACCGUCAUCACGGCUUUGAUGCAGACCGGGAUGCCAAGAAGCUGCAUAAAGCCUGCAAAGGAGCRGGAACUGACGAAAAGACAAUUAUUGAAAUCUUGACAAAUCGAACAUCGGAGCAGAGGCAACAGAUAAAGCAGAAGUACAAGGCUGCAUUUGGCAAGGAUCUGGCAGAGGUGCUGAAGGGCGACCUGAGCGGCGACUUCGAGAAGAGCGUGCUGGCCCUGCUGGACCGGCCCUGCGAGUACGAGGCCCGAGCGCUGCGCAAGGCCAUGGAGGGCGCCGGGACCGACGAGUCGCUGCUCGUCGAGGUCCUGUGCACGCAGAGCAACAAGCAAAUCAUAUGCAUAAAGGAGGCGUACAAAAGGCUGUUUGACAGGGACCUGGAGUCUGACGUUAAAAGUGACACAAGCGGCUCCCUACAGAAGAUAUUAGUCACUGUACUGGAGGCAAACCGAGAUGAAGACCAAGAGGUCAACGCAGUGCUGGCCGGGCAGGAUGCCAGAGAGCUGUAUGAGGCAGGGGAAGGCCGCUGGGGAACGGACGAGCUGGCUUUCAACGUGGUCCUAGCAAAGAGGAGCUACCCGCAGCUGAGAGCUACUUUUGAGGCCUAUGAAAAGCUGCAUGGGAAAGACAUAGAAGAAGCCAUUAAAAGUGAAACAUCUGGAGAUCUGGAGAAGGCCUAUCUCACUCUUGUCAGCUCUGCCAAAGACUGCCCAGGUUACUUUGCUACACUUCUGUACAACGCAAUGAAAGGAACUGGGACUGAUGAAGAGACCUUGAUUCGCGUYCUUGUGACCCGGUCUGAGACUGACCUGCCAGCAAUAAAGGAGAAGUACCAGCAAAAGUACAACAAGUCACUAGCUGAAGCUGUCCAGUCUGAUACCUCUGGGGACUUCAGAAAGUUGCUGCUGGCUCUUUUACACUAAAAAGCCAUCAAGAACAGAGAGGCAUGCUGAGCAGCCACCUCUUGAUUAAUUUCCAAAGUAGCAUCCAAAAAUGUGGCAUUAGCAAAAAGAAAAAAAUCCAAUUUAUUUUC
Messenger RNA from Nothoprocta perdicaria, 1139 nucleotides. It is a transcript of the gene ANXA13, whose product is annotated as annexin A13. Gene Ontology annotation, molecular function: calcium ion binding; calcium-dependent phospholipid binding. Bases 1 to 1029 code for a protein of 342 amino acids. Lineage: Eukaryota; Metazoa; Chordata; Aves; Tinamiformes; Tinamidae. Gene Ontology annotation, cellular component: cytoplasm. The record is from RefSeq and is a predicted model, not a curated record. The transcript has 12 exons.